Messenger RNA from Hyaloscypha bicolor E, 750 nucleotides. RefSeq names its product carbohydrate esterase family 4 protein. Gene Ontology annotation, biological process: carbohydrate metabolic process. The record is from RefSeq and is a predicted model, not a curated record. Lineage: Eukaryota; Fungi; Ascomycota; Leotiomycetes; Helotiales; Hyaloscyphaceae. Bases 1 to 750 code for a protein of 249 amino acids. Gene Ontology annotation, molecular function: hydrolase activity, acting on carbon-nitrogen (but not peptide) bonds. The transcript is spliced from 2 exons.
AUGUCUACACCUUACGAACUUCCGUCAGAUACCUCCAACAUCAAGCCCUUCGAGUGGGAUGACAAGUAUGACUUCCCUCGAGACCUUGUUGGCUAUGGAGAGAACUCAUUCAAUCCUCAGUGGCCUGGAGGAGCAAAGAUUGCAGUCUCUUUUGUCAUUAACUACGAAGAAGGCGCUGAACACACAGUCUUGAAUGGUGACUUGCACUCAGAGACUCAUCUCUGGGAAGCUCCUGGCGGGACCCCAAAGAUCCAAGAGCGAGCUGUCAACAUCGAAUCCGAGUAUGAUUAUGGAUCCAGGUCUGGCGUCUGGCGCUUAUUUCGUCUCUUCAAUAAGCAUAACUUCAAAUACACUCUCUACGCUGUUGGAAAAGCCAUUGAGGACAACCCUGCUGUUGGGAUUUCUUCGGUGAAAAAUGGCCAUGACGUUGCCUCUCAUGCCUACCGAUGGAUCGACUAUGCGGACAUGUCCCCCGAGAAAGAGAAGGCGUACAUCAAGAAAGAAAUCGAGACAAUUGCCAAGAUAUGUGGUUCGCCUCCAAAGGGCUGGUACUACGGACGGUUAUCGAGCAGGUCUCAAGCUCUGGUUUGGGAAGUUUACAAAGAGAUGGGCGUACCUCUUCUUUGGGACUCGGACUCAUACGCGGAUGAUCUUCCGUACUGGGUAGAUGUGCCAGCGGAGAAGGACGAGAAGAAACCAAUGGGGAUGCUUAUGAUUCCUUAUUCAUACGGUAUGUCGAGUUGUUCAUAG